AUGGCGGGGUUGCAAGGUUUAAACUCCGCUUUUGACCAAAUGCAUUUUCCUGUUGACAGUUCUAAUUCUGGUCGGAGUUCCUGUGCAACAAGUCACUCAUCUCAUUCUCGCUCUAACUCCUCCUCUGUAUCAAAGACUCAUAUCCAAAUCAAUGGAUUCACACCCGAAUUUAAAACAAAUCAUCAAGGAAGCUAUGACACUUUGAAUACAAGUUUUCCGGAUGAUAAUGACUGCACGGAACGGUUUACUCGUAUGGUAGAGUUGGAGCGUGUUCCAUGGACAAACCAACAUGUCGCGGUGGUCUUGCAGAAUACCGGUACAAGACAUGUCGGUGAAAAAAUACCGAUUGAUAUUAUACAGCGAUUAUCAUAUCUACUUCAGAGACCUUUACUAAGGAUUGCCAAAGAAGCUAAACGUUUGAGCUCUUUGUAUGAAAAAUGUAGCAAAAAUGAAAUUCACACGGCUAUAAAGAUAGUCUUUUCACAAACAUUAGCCGAGAGUUGCUUAAAUGCUGCGCUGAAAUCACUCUCGCUGUACCAAAUGAACGGUGAACAAUACAAACAGAGUAAAAGCGUUCGUGCCGGACUCAUUUUUUCGGUUGGUAAAUUUUUUAGGUGGCUGGUUGAUUCGCAGGUUGCGUUACGUAUACACGAACUGUCUGCCGUGUAUUUAGCUGCAUGUAUGGAGAAUUUGUUAGUAGAGAUGUUUAACCGUAUUGUAAUUAAUGCGUAUGAAUCCAAAGAGGGCUACGCUUUGACAAUAGAUUUACUGGAAUAUGGAAUCGCUAAUGAUUGCGAUCUGUGGGGAGUCUUGCAAUCCUCUGAGCAUCUUGUUUGUGGCCGCAAUUCUGCAG
Anneissia japonica is the source of this 853-nucleotide messenger RNA. RefSeq names its product ankyrin repeat and BTB/POZ domain-containing protein 2-like. The annotation marks the transcript as partial. Gene Ontology annotation, molecular function: protein heterodimerization activity. The transcript has a single exon. Lineage: Eukaryota; Metazoa; Echinodermata; Crinoidea; Comatulida; Comatulidae. The record is from RefSeq and is a predicted model, not a curated record.